Molecule: messenger RNA, 1611 nt
Organism: Nylanderia fulva
Lineage: Eukaryota; Metazoa; Arthropoda; Insecta; Hymenoptera; Formicidae
Source: RefSeq, a predicted model, not a curated record
AUAAUGUUCUCGUAAUUUCUGUGAUGUAAUAACCUCGAAGGAGACAUAACCUCUCUUUCAUAGUUUGAAAAGAAAUUGUUCUUAUAAUAUUCUAAACUCGCUUAAUCGUCAACAAAAUCAUGGCGCGAGUACCAGACCCUCCAGACUUCUCAGCUCUGGAGGGGGGUGGAGAGAGGCCCAUGAGCAUAACUCGUCGUGUGGAACGUGAAAGAGAACGGAUGCUGGGGAUGACGGAUGAGGAACGUGUGUGGAGGAAGAAAUGGCUCGAUGCACAAAAGCUCGCUCCAGAGGAGCCGGUGACACCACCGGGUUACUACAAGAAGAUGUACAAUCCGAUUAGAAGAUUUUACCAGGCACCCAUGAAUAAAUUUCAAAAUCUGAUGGAGCCGGUUAUGGGCUUCACAGGUGCGUACGUAACGCGACACAUUAUAUCCAAAACUGCAAUGAGUAUUGUUGCAGUCUAUUGCAUCUAUUAUCACCUGAAAUAUAAUAAAAUGCUUGAUCUGAGAAACGAUGGUCGCUCUAGGUGCCAGUAUCGUUCCCUCGAAAUAGAAACCAGAUUGAUGCCACAUGCACAUGGAUCAGCAAGAUUACGUCUUGGCAAUAUUACAGACGUAUUAGUUGGUGUAAAACUGGAGAUCGACACACCGUAUGCCGAAAAGCCGGACGAAGGCAAAUUGGACUUUUUUGUAGACUGUUCCGCUAAUGCUACACCAGCAUUCGAAGGCAAAGGUGGAGACAAUUUGGCGACCGAGAUAAGCAAUGUUCUCUCCAUGGCUUAUCAGACACCAGAUGCGUUUGACUUAAAACAGUUGUGUAUAAUACCUAAUAAGAAGUGUUGGAAAAUGUAUGUGGAUAUUUUGAUCCUUCAGUGUGGCGGAAAUCUAUUUGACGCUGUCGGCGCCGCGGUGAAGGCAGCAUUGUACAAUACUGAAAUUCCAAAGGUAAUUGCAGCAACACUCGAUGGCGGUGAACCGGAUAUCCAGAUCUCGGAUGAUCCUUACGAUUGUAUCAAACUCGAUAUUACGACAUAUCCAUUGAUAGUAACAAUAUGCAAGAUUGGUGACAAUUUCGUGAUAGAUCCAACAUUAGAAGAGGAAUCAUGCAGUGCAGUUAGUCUCGUUAUGUCCGUAAUGCCAAACGGCAAAGUGACGUCUGUAGUCAAGCUGGGCUAUGGCAGCCUGUUGCCUAACACCUUAAUUAAUAUGUUGGAGGUAGGGAAGGAUAUCAGUCUCAAAUUAAACGAAGCUCUAAUAAAAGUAUUGGAAGAAGAGGACAAACUCGGUCGGACAAAACCUUUAUGUGGCUUUCUUAGAUAAUACGUAUGUAAUAUGUUUGUUACUAAUUCUAAAAAAUAUAAAUAUAUUUUAAAAAAAUAUAUUUCAAAUUGAAUUGAUCAUAUUGUGCAAUAGUUAUAGCAAAUGUCGCACGCAUUUAGCGUAAUAUUUUUUAUAGAGUUCUUUUAACAGUCCUUCCUUUCGUAUAAGAUUUUCACCAAUUUUCAUAAACUAUAAUUUGAGAGUCACUGCAGUCUUCGAGAGAGAUUCUCGCAAAGUAAGAAGCGUAUAUGUAUAUGUGUGAUAAUAGUAAAGCAAUCAAUUAAUGAAAUAA